CCGUCGGGCCCCAGGUUCCUGUGAAUCCCGGGCGGCUUCGGGACCCUACGGCCGGUGCCUCCGUUGUCUCUGCCCUCGCCUGACUUCCACCCCUGGGACCAGGACCUCUCAAGAGAUGGCUGCCCAAUGUGUCACAAAGGUGGAGCUGAAUAUUUCCUGUGACAAUCUUCUGGAUACAGAUGUAGGGUCAAAGUCAGACCCUUUAUGUGUGUUAUUUCUGAAUACGAGUGGUCAACAGUGGUAUGAGGUUCAACGCACAGAGAGGAUUAAGAAUUGUUUGAGUCCCAAAUUUUCCAAGACAUUUAUUAUUGAUUACUACUUUGAAGUGGUUCAGAAAUUGAAAUUUGGGAUUUAUGACAUCGACAACAAAACUAUUGAUCUGAGCGAUGAUGACUUCUUAGGAGAAUUUGAAUGUACCCUGGGACAGAUUGUUUCCAGUAAGAAGCUAACUCGACCACUGAUGCUUAAAAAUGGCAGACCUGCAGGAAACGGGACCAUUACGAUUUCAGCUGAAGAAAUAAAGGAUAACAGAGUGGUGUUGUUUGAAAUGGAAGCAAGAAAACUGGAUAAUAAGGAUUUUUUUGGAAAGUCAGACCCAUACCUGGAAUUCCACAAACAGACGUCUGAUGGAAACUGGCUAAUGGUUCAUCGAACAGAGGUUGUUAAAAACAACUUGAAUCCUGUUUGGAAGCCUUUUAAAAUCUCUCUUAACUCCCUGUGCUAUGGAGAUAUGGACAAAACCAUUAAGGUAGAGUGUUAUGAUUAUGACAAUGAUGGGUCACAUGAUCUCAUUGGAGCAUUUCAUACCACCAUGACAAAACUGAAAGAAGCCUCCAGAAGUUCACCUGUUGAAUUUGAAUGCAUAAAUGAGAAGAAGAGGCAAAAGAAGAAAAGCUACAAAAAUUCCGGUGUUGUCAGUGUCAAACAGUGUGAGAUUACAGUGGAAUGCACAUUCCUUGACUAUAUCAUGGGAGGAUGUCAGCUGAAUUUUACUGUGGGAGUGGACUUCACUGGCUCCAAUGGUGAUCCAAGGUCUCCUGACUCCCUUCAUUAUAUCAGCCCGGAUGGUGUUAAUGAGUAUUUGACUGCUAUCUGGUCUGUGGGACUGGUCAUUCAAGAUUAUGAUGCUGAUAAGAUGUUUCCAGCUUUUGGUUUUGGCGCUCAGGUACCUCCUCAGUGGCAGGUAUCACAUGAAUUUCCAAUGAACUUUAAUCCAUCCAAUCCCUACUGCAAUGGAAUCCAAGGUAUUGUAGAGGCGUAUCGGACCUGUCUUCCCCAGAUAAGACUCUAUGGACCAACUAAUUUUUCUCCAAUCAUAAAUCAUGUGGCCAGGUUUGCUGCUGCAGCCGCACAACAGCAGACAGCUUCUCAAUAUUUUGUGCUCUUGAUUAUUACUGAUGGUGUGAUCACAGACCUUGAUGAAACCAGACAAGCUAUAGUUAAUGCUGCCAAGCUGCCCAUGUCCAUCAUCAUUGUUGGAGUUGGAGGUGCUGACUUCAGUGCCAUGGAGUUUCUGGAUAGUGAUGGUGGAAGUCUCCGGGCCCCGUCAGGCGAGGCAGCCAUCAGAGAUAUCGUCCAGUUUGUGCCUUUCAGGCAGUUCCAGAAUGCUCCGAAAGAAGCGCUUGCUCAGUGUGUCUUGGCGGAGAUUCCCCAGCAGGUGGUGGGCUACUUCAACACAUACAAACUUCUUCCUCCGAAGAACCCAGCUACGAAAUAAAAGUUGUGUGGCUGCCUCAGUCGGAUUCCUUUGUGCUGCGUGGAGCAGUGGAUCCCUCUCUCACCUGAAAUAUGAAUCUGUCCUUUGGUGUACUUUCUACCCCCAGCAUUAUGAUGUAAACCUAGUUCUCUAUGGAUUAUAUCUGUUCAAAGAAUUUUCUCUAUACUUUAGGAAAAGUGCCGAGUUAAUUGUGGUCCAGUAAAUUCAGUGAUUCCCGGUGAUUUCAAAUAAUUGCAUUGAGGCCCCUUGGAUUAGAAAAUAUGGGGAUAGCUGGUUUUGUUGUUUACUUUCAUAUAAUGAAAAUGCUGUUCUUGAAUGUCAGUAGAAAGAAUGAAAAAUUCUUAGGAUGAUGUGAUUUGCAAGUUGCUGUACUUUUCUUUUUGCUUUAGGCAGUGUAUAUUUUGCAAGCCAGUGUCCACACCUGAUGAAGAGAGCUUCUUAAAUGGGAUGAUAUUGAAUGUGUUCCUAACUCUGCAUUGAGUGCUUUUUCAUGGGGGAAAAACCACCUUCACACGUUCCUGAAUUUUGCUGCAGAGUAGAAACUGCAUGAUUUAUAAAACAGUGUGCGUUUCUUAGGACUUCGUGCAAAGUACUAUGAGAAGGGAGGUCAUAUAUUCAGGCUGAAAAGUGCACAGUCAACAAGUGGAAAGAACCUGGUGUAAGUCAGCCAUUUUCAUUUGGCUUUCUAGAUCUUUUAUUUUCAUUGUGAAAAUCUCAACGUGGUCAGCUUUGGCCUUUCUUUUCAUGGAUUGUAUUUGACACUCAGGAUCCUGUACUUGCUAAGAUGAUGAUUUGUCCCAGAUCCUACAUGAUUAGCUUAUUUUAAAUGGGGUUUGUUAAAAUGUCUAGCACCGCUUUGUCCAGGAAACAGUGAGGACCAAACAUAUAAUGGGAAAUUCAUUUCCUUCUAACUAAUGAAAGACUUAUAAAAAGAGGUGGUCCCAUGCAUUUUGUGUAUGGGAUCAUGUAGACAUUUCCUCCUUUUUAAAAUAGCAUGUUUAAACUCAUGAUAUCUAUUAAUUCAAAACUUCUUUUUACAUUUUAAUAAUGUGUGAUCUCCUAAGCCUACAAUGUAUAGUAUUAAGCAUAAAAUCUGCUAUAACUGUAACCUGUUGUAACUUAAGAAAGGAAAAAAAAAAAACAUUUUGCAACUGCUACAUUAGGUUAUACUGGACUUUUAUAUGCCUUUUUUUCAGAGAUGAAUUUUUUCCCCUGACUUUUAGAACAUACUCUUAGAGGCCAUUACAUUUUCAGAAUAGAUGUAGUAACAUUUACUGCAGACCUGUGUGCCAAGUACUGUGCAUAUCCAUAUGCUGGCCAGUCAUCUUUAACAAUUCAACAUUAAAAAUUGUGUUUAUCACACAUCCUUAAGUUUAUGCACACAGCACCGUGCUAACAUGCCCUUCAGUUUUAUUGAAAAACCUGUGCCCCAGCUCACUCCCCUUGGGCUCUGCAUUGUCUAAAGAAAGUGAAGUCUCAGCUUUGACUUCUCAGAAACAGCUCUUUGCCAAGGUCAGGCUGAGAGGGGACCUAUGCUUGCCCAGUCCCAGUGAGCAGUUAUACUUUCCCAUGUGGCUAGCUGGCCUCUGGAUACUUGCUGUUAAUCUGAAGGUGCCUAAAUUGGAGUUUGUUACUCUGUAGUAUAGUAUAUAUCGUUAGUUGACAAGUCCUUUUGACAUUAGCAAUUUAGAGAGAAGAAAACUGAUCAUUCUCUCAAUACUUCGGAGCCUUAACUGCCUAAGAUUCCCUAAUUUCAUUUCUCUUUAUGUGCUUGGAAAAAGCAUGUUACUCUGGUUGUCAGACUUUUUCUUUUUUAAACACAGGAAGCCUUUUUUUUUUUUUUUUUUACUGUGCAAAAAAGUAUACACAGCAAAGCAUUCAUCAAUUCAGCGAAUUCUACAUGUAUAACUCAGUGGCGCUGAUUACAUUCGUCAUGUGCUACAACCGUUCUGGCUAUCCUUUUCCAGAGUAAUUUACCACCAUUAACAUAAACUCAUUGCCCCCAGAGCAAAGACUUUCCCUUUCCCCCUCCUUCCCACGCAUGGUGACCACUAAUCUUUAGCUUCUAUAUAUUUGCUUAUUUUGUAUAAGUGAGAUCAUGACAAUAUUUGUUCGUUUGCAACUGAUUGAUUUUGCUCAGCAAAAUGUUUUCAAGGUUCACUCAUAUCACAGCAUGCUUCAGGACUUCAUUUCUCUUUAUGGCUGAGUAAUAUUCCAUCAUAUGUAUAUACUACAUUUUGUUUAUCCGUUCAUCUGGAAGCUAUUUUAUGAAAAUGGUAUGUGCACAGUCUCAAUGUAUAAUACAAACCAAAUAGAGGUGGAGCUUCUCUGUCUGAAGCAGAGGCAGAGUCUAGAUCCCCACUCGCUGGGCCAUCUCUCCUCUCCAUCCUUCUUAACCCGGCUCUUCAGCAGUACCUGAGUCACCUGCACAGGACACUCGGGCACUUCUGGUCAUGAGCAUUCUGUUACCACUGUUGACUUGAUUUGGUCUUUAUAAUUUUAUAUUCUGGUUUUAUCAGAAUUGUUCUCUCUAAGUGUUUUCUUAUUAUUCAGUAUUGGUCAGGUCCAUCAGUAGCUGCUGUCACUCAGAUGUGUGACUCCCAUCACAUAGGGUAACUUUUUGCAGUUUUGAAUAAAAGCAUUUGCAAUUCCUAAACUAUCAUUUUAUAAAAUUCUCACAAUUCAACCCUCCACCUCAUCACAUGCUGACUUAAUAUUGGUUUUAUAUUAAAAUAGCCCCUUCUACUUAUCCUGUCACCAUUCAUUCAAGUGCCAUUGGUCUGCAAAAUGUAUUUAAAGAAAAAAUGAUCAAAUUGACUGAAACCUUUAUGUGAUCAGGUAUAUUAGAAAUGUAUAUUGGAGUGACAGUGCCUUGGAUAGAUGCAAUAUUUCUCACAUAUGCCUUUAUUACGUUUUUCUCUGAGAAAAUGGUAUGCCAACUAGCCUAGUCACUAGGCUUACUGCUUGCAGUCAUUGGAGGAAUUAAAAAAAAUAUGAAAUUCUUACCUCAAGUCAGACCAGGGAUUUACAACUGUUUACUUUGGUUGUGCCUUAGGCAGAAUUUCCAAAGUAAAUUCAGGGCUGUAUUGCUGCUUAUGCUGUAUUUUGAUAUACUUGGCCUUUUUCAUUUUGUGAAUGUUUAGGAAAGCCAUUUUCAAUAAAUCUCUGUUUCUUUAUGUGUGUGGUUGAUAAUCAUGGAAGUCACACACAAGGUAAGCCAGAAGCUUGGUUGAGAUUCUGCACGACUGUUCUGUGCUCUAAGGGUGUCAUUCCUGAUGUUAAGUGUAUACGUUACUAAUAUAUGAGUUGAGGUCAAAUGUAUCUUCCAUUUUGAAUUCCCUUUGAAUAAAGUUAUUUCUUGAUGUG
Messenger RNA from Loxodonta africana (African savanna elephant), 5083 nucleotides. RefSeq names its product copine 3 (gene CPNE3). Lineage: Eukaryota; Metazoa; Chordata; Mammalia; Proboscidea; Elephantidae. Gene Ontology annotation, cellular component: plasma membrane. Bases 116 to 1717 code for a protein of 533 amino acids. Gene Ontology annotation, molecular function: calcium-dependent phospholipid binding; receptor tyrosine kinase binding. The transcript has 16 exons. The record is from RefSeq and is a predicted model, not a curated record. Gene Ontology annotation, biological process: cellular response to calcium ion; ERBB2 signaling pathway.